AUGUUACGCAACAGGUCAGUGGGUUGGGCUUUUUUAACACCAUUUACAUUCAACGAAUGGAGAAUUAACGCGGGCAUAUUCACCCAAGCAGAAGCAGCGGCCGAUGUUCCUCGCGCCGAAAUUCCCCAACCCCGAUCCAGGUUGCGCCGUGCCAUUGGAUUCACCUCUCUCGCCACAUUUGCAUUCGUUAUUGGAGCCUCGGCUGUGCCCAUUGGGAUUGCCAGCACAGUAACGCCCGACACCAUACCCACCGAUGCGGAGACUCUCGAGGUCUUCCAGCCACCCGACGAAGCCUCGCAGAGGAUCGAGGACCAUAUUAGGACACAUCCGUUAGCACAGAAGAUGCGCAGUCUACCCAAUUACACGGAGACCCGCCCGCAUUUGAAAUUCCCUCAAGAGUUCCGCGGUCGACAUCUUAUUGCAGGUACGCUGCUGGGGCCCAAUCGCAUGGUCGUCCCUCCAUACGUGUUCUACGAGAAGUCCGGGAAGGAUUUAGUAGCCAUCACAUACCUAGGCCAGGAGGUGUGCGGCCAUCGAGGUAUAGUGCAUGGAGGCAUGUUGGCCACCAUGCUAGACGAGGGAUUGGCACGCUGUUGCCUCCCCGUCUUGCCGAGUGGUGUCGCCGUGACCGCAAAGCUCAGCAUCGACUACAAAAAGCCCGCGAUUGCCGACAGAUACAUUGUCUUGCGAGCCGAAACUAUCAAGCAUGAGGGCCGCAAGGUAUGGGUCAAGGGGCGCCUGGAGACGCUGCCCGAAGGCGACGAGGAGCCCGUUGUGCUGGUUGAGGCAGAGGGCUUGUUUAUUGAGCCGAGAUAUGCAUCGAAUAUAGAUGGAAUAUAUGGGCAUGGCGCGGCUGCGGGUGGAGCCCGCGUGAUGGCGGAGGACGGAGACGCCAAUCGCAACUCCCAAAGUCCCCCAAGCUUCCCAGAGCUCUCACUUCAACCUCAAUCUCAGCCUCCAAGCGCCCGCCGAAAUCGUCUUUCCUGGCGCCCGCUUCCUACGAGCGUGCUGCUCUCGCUCCCCACCUCGAUCGUGCCCUCGCAUCACCGCGACGAUGCACUCGAAGCCAUUUCCUCCACUGUCAAUGUCGACGGCUCGGUCUCGUCCUUCCCCAUCCCCGAAUUCAAGAUUGGCACCUUGGAUGCUUUGGUGCAGCAGGCGGAGGAGUUGGCCAAGCUGGAGGGUGUCUGCCAGGCGGUCGUGGGGAAGGUGGGCGAUGCGCUGAAGGGUGUCCUCGAAAACGACGAGGAGCAGAUUCAGAGAAUGAAGACGGUGAACGAUAAACCCGUCGACCAGUACCUGCGUACGUUUCAGUGGAACAAGGUCAAGUAUCGUGCCGACAGGUCGAUUGGUGAAUUGAUUGACCUGCUGAAGAAAGAAGCUGCUAGCAUUGAUAGCGAUAUCCGGAACAAAUAUUCCCAGUAUAAUCAGACCAAAAACACUUUGGCAACGUUACAGCGCAAACAAACUGGUAACCUGGCCUCAAGGUCUCUUGCCUCCAUUGUCGAUCCAAAACUACUUGUCCAAGAUUCAGAAUAUCUAGAAACACACCUCAUCGCGGUCCCAUCUCAGCAAGUGAAAGAAUUUGUGAAUAUAUAUGAAACGAUAGCUCCGAUGGUGGUGCCGCGGUCUGCAAGCCUGGUGGCCUCCGACGACGAGUUUAGUCUGUAUGCCGUGACGACGUUCAAGAAACACAGCCAAGAGUUUGCCCAUAAAGCCAGGGAGAAUAAGUGGAUACCGCGCGAUUUCAAAUAUACAGAGGGUGGCCGUGAAGCAGAGGCAAAGGAGGUUGAACGAGUUAAUGGCAACGAGCGCAAGCUAUGGGGCGAAACACUUCGACUUGGCCGGACCAGCUGGAGCGAAGCAGUUAUGGUUUGGAUCCAUGUGCUGGUUUUGAGAGUGUUUGUUGAGACUGUACUUCGAUAUGGUCUACCUCUGGAUUUUGUCUCGGCUAUUGUUCGGGCAUCGGCAAAAGGCGCCGAGAGAGCGAAGAGAAACUUGGACGACAAGUACAAUUAUCUCGCGGGCAAUGCGUUCGGCCGCGACAAGAAGGGCCGCGUCAAGAAGGACGACCCCAAUGAAAUGCAAGUGGCCGGCGAAGGAGGUGGAGCGGAUUAUACACCAUAUGUGUAUUAUGAGUUUGAGUUUGAAUAA
Molecule: messenger RNA, 2154 nt
Organism: Talaromyces atroroseus
Lineage: Eukaryota; Fungi; Ascomycota; Eurotiomycetes; Eurotiales; Trichocomaceae
Exons: 7
Coding region: 1-2154 (717 amino acids)
Biological process (GO): proton transmembrane transport
Cellular component (GO): vacuolar proton-transporting V-type ATPase, V1 domain
Molecular function (GO): proton-transporting ATPase activity, rotational mechanism
Source: RefSeq, a predicted model, not a curated record